Messenger RNA from Angiostrongylus costaricensis, 570 nucleotides. The record is from the annotation of a GenBank genome assembly. Lineage: Eukaryota; Metazoa; Nematoda; Chromadorea; Rhabditida; Metastrongylidae.
CUGCGAACUUUAAAAAGUAGAUGGCUUAGCUUUUGUAAAAAUGGCAGAGAACUAUCAGAAACUCAAAAUACCGAAGAUUCCAGACUGAUUUUCACUCUUGCAUUGCUUGCCAGAGGACAGUUCCCCUCUUCGAGUGGACAAUACUACCCGAACAGACAGUACGACACAAAUGGACAGUAUAGGCCCGCACAAUCGUCCAAUAACGAGCCAGGAUAUUUGCCUGAUUAUCAGGGUGAUAUGUACACGAAUCAGCAGAGGAUCGCAGAGACACAGGCGCUGAAUCGACCGUUCUUCGACUCGAUUGGCGGUCCACCUCCACCACCACCUAAAACGCCUGCCCAACUGGGACUAUUCCAAGCGGCUAACUCCCAAAUCUCAUCGUAUUCCUUGUCCGGCAAUAUGUAUACUAGUAGUAAUAAUAACGCCUAUCCCAUCGAUCAGAACCCAUCUAAUCAAUACGGAUUCAAUCCAAAUUAUCCGACUUCGCUAGCAAAUGGAGAAGAUUGGCAUCACAAUAACUAUGCUCUGUAUCCAAAUCAUAUGAAGCACCAAAUGGAAGUAUGUUGCUGA